UGCUUUGUGGGGGUGAUUUGCUCCGGUUUUGGGUAAGAAACAGCUACCAAUCCCUCUGUUCUUGCUUGAAUUAACUUGGGUCUACCUUAAUUGCUCUUGGGUUCCUUUAAUUUUGGGUAGAUCCAUGAGUUUCUCCCCUGCACAUGCCGCCGGCCUCCUCCCCAAUCUGCACUCCGGUUUUGCUUGCUGGAUUUAUGGUUCCCGAUCGUUCUGUCAGUUAGCACUGAGAUUGAGUGCUCGGUUUUAUGCGAGUGAGGUAAGUAAAUUUAUGCCACUCGAAAGAAAAAAAAAGGGGAACCCAGCCAUGCUUGAGAAACUAAUGAGAAAGCUUGGAUUUCUCCUUCUUUUCUUGCUCUACAACACAUGUAGAACCCAGAAAUUCUUUCCCCCUGCUGGAAAAUCCGGAUCUGCCCUGCUUUGCUCUGUCCUUCCGCCGGCUGCUCCUGCUUUGUGGGGAUCCAUGAGUUUCUCCCCUGCACAUGCCGCCGGCCUCCUCCCCAAUCUGCACUCCGGUUUUGCUUGCUGGAUUUAUGGAUGUGAAAUCGAGGACGGGGAAACCACGGGAAGUGAUGAGUUAGAAAGCUAGCCAUUUCGGGAUUGAUAUAGAUUUUAGAUAUGAAUCAUGAUCUUGUAUUUGGAGAUUUUAUUUUAUUGAUCUUCAGAUUUUGAUGGUAUCAAAGUGUGAAUUUGAUAAGUUUCGAGCCUUGUGCAUUUGUGGGACCCGUCUCACGAAUGCACAGCGUUUUGUCACGCCUCGAAUUUGGGUUUUGGGGCGUGACAAGAAUUGUAUCCAAUCAUAUAAUUCAAAAUAAAAGAAGGGUAAGAAA
Molecule: messenger RNA, 827 nt
Organism: Rubroshorea leprosula
Lineage: Eukaryota; Viridiplantae; Streptophyta; Magnoliopsida; Malvales; Dipterocarpaceae
Source: the annotation of a GenBank genome assembly